AUGAAUAUUAAUAUAUAUGAUUAUUUCAUUAAAAGUAAAUCCUUCUUAAAUAUUUUAAAAAAAAAAAUUUUCUGUAAGAAUAAAGUUAAUUAUAGGUGUUUAAUUUAUAAUGGGUUUAAUAAGGGAAAAUAUAAGCUCCUUAAUAAAAUAUAUUUGAAAAAAAAAAUAUUAAAUAAAAAUUUAUCACAAUUAGAAAAUAGAGUGAAUCUAUUAAGAAAAUAUCCAUUACGGAAAAGAAAGGGUAAUAAUUUUAAAAUAAGUCUAAUAAAUAAAAAGAAUUUUAAUGUUAAUUUUGUAAAAAUCAGACAUCUUUUAAAUUUUACUAAAAAAAUAAUACUAUGUAGUUUAUUUAUAUAUACAAUAAAUAAUUAUUUGUUUGAUAUGACUCUUACAAGUGGUUCAAGUAUGUAUCCUUUAAUAAAUAAAAAUGGAGUAAUUUUAUUUUAUAUUUGUGAUGAUGCGUUAAGAUUUUUUUAUAAAUUACAUAAAAUAUAUAUGGAUAGUUAUACAUACAUCUUACACAAGUUCAAUAAUAUAAUUCGAUUUUUAUUUCAUCCUAAUAAUUUCAUAUGUUUUAAAGAAAGAAUUUCUGAAAAAAUAGCAAACUUGGAAGGAAAAAAAAAAAAAAAUAUGCAUAUUUAUAGCAGAGGAGAUAUUGUAUUAUUAAUUUCUCCUGUUGAUAACAAUAAAAGAGUAUGUAAAAGAAUUAUUGCAAUAGAAAAGGAUAAAAUUUAUGUUGAUAAUUUUAAUUCUUUUGUUGAAAUACCUGAAAAUAACAUAUGGGUAGAAGGAGACAAUAAAAAUGAUUCAUUUGAUAGUAGAAAUUAUGGGUGUGUGCAUGUAAAUUUGAUAAUUGGUAAAGUAUUUUUUUUACUAGAUCCCUUUAAAAAAUUUUCUCUUAUCAAUAAUAAAAAAAAUUAUCAAAUUGAAUCAUCCCGCUUUUUAUAUUUAUCAGAUUAG
This is a messenger RNA of Plasmodium relictum, 960 nucleotides long. RefSeq names its product type I signal peptidase, putative (gene SPB). Bases 1 to 960 code for a protein of 319 amino acids. Gene Ontology annotation, molecular function: serine-type endopeptidase activity. The transcript has a single exon. Lineage: Eukaryota; Apicomplexa; Aconoidasida; Haemosporida; Plasmodiidae. Gene Ontology annotation, cellular component: mitochondrial inner membrane peptidase complex; membrane. The record is from RefSeq and is a predicted model, not a curated record.